Rhizophagus irregularis DAOM 181602=DAOM 197198 is the source of this 1095-nucleotide messenger RNA. Lineage: Eukaryota; Fungi; Glomeromycota; Glomeromycetes; Glomerales; Glomeraceae. The record is from RefSeq and is a predicted model, not a curated record.
AUGUUAAGGUUGGUACUUCAUAAGAGAAAUUAUGUGACUAGAGAUAAUUCUAAAAACCAAAAAAGAAUAACAUUUUCAGGAAUUCAACCUACAGGAAUACCACAUUUGGGAAAUUAUCUUGGAGCUAUAACAAGUUGGGUGUCUUUACAAAACAAUCAAUCAUCUGAAUCAGAAUUGAUAUUAUAUUCAAUAGUUGAUUUACAUGCACUCACAAUUCCGAAAGAUGCUGAAAUGUUGCGAAAAAGUAAAAUUGAGAUAGCAAUUAUAUUAUUGGCUUGUGGAAUUAACCCAAAAAAAUGUUUAAUUUUUGAACAAUCAAAGGUACCUGCACAUUCGGAAUUAUCAUGGAUAUUGAAUUGUAUUAUACCAAUUGGAUGGCUGUCAAGAAUGACUCAAUGGAAGACUAAAAUUCAAGAACAAAAAAAUAUACAAUCAAUAGAAGACAUUGAUAUAUCAAUUGGAUUGGAUUUAGGUCUAUUUACAUAUCCUGUAUUACAAGCUGCUGAUAUAUUACUUUACAAAUCUACUCAUGUACCAGUUGGUGAUGAUCAAGUUCAACACUUGGAAUUAACAAGAAAUAUAGCUGAAAAGUUUAAUAAAUUAUACAAAAAAAAUGUAUUUCCAUUACCACAAACUAUUCUUGUUCCGGCCAAACGUAUUUUAUCACUUAAAGAUCCUUCAAAAAAAAUGUCAAAAUCAUCACCAUUUGAGUAUUCUAGAAUAAAUUUAACAGAUUCACCUAAAGAAAUUUCUCAAAAAAUAAACCGAGCUACUACUGAUUCACAAAAAGGCAUUUCAUAUUCACCUGAUAUACGUCCUGGUAUUUCCAACUUAAUUAAUAUUUAUUCCAGUUUUACAGGUUUGACUAUUGAACAAGUUGUAAAUAAAUAUAAAAAUUAUGAUAAUAAAAUGUUUAAAGAUUCAGUUACAGAAGUUGUUAUACAACAUUUACAGCCAAUUCAAAAAGAAAUUGAAAAGCUAAGAAAAGAAGAAGGAUAUGUAAAAAAUGUACUUGAAGAUGGUGCAAAUAAAGCUAAUGAAAUUGCAAAAAGAAAUUUAAAUGAAAUAUAUAAAAUUAUAGGAUUAUACCAUUAA